This is a messenger RNA of Anopheles funestus (African malaria mosquito), 898 nucleotides long. It is a transcript of the gene ND-ACP, whose product is annotated as acyl carrier protein, mitochondrial. The transcript is spliced from 4 exons. NCBI's taxonomy places the organism in Eukaryota, Metazoa, Arthropoda, Insecta, Diptera, Culicidae. Gene Ontology annotation, molecular function: acyl binding; acyl carrier activity. The record is from RefSeq and is a predicted model, not a curated record. Bases 115 to 585 code for a protein of 156 amino acids. Gene Ontology annotation, biological process: fatty acid biosynthetic process. Gene Ontology annotation, cellular component: mitochondrion.
AGGAACGAAUUUCAUCGCAACGCAUCACUAUCUCUUUCUCCGACGUGCAAGCAGGAGGCGAAGAAUUCGCGAGUGUUUAACUGCCAUCCGAAAUCGGUGAAACCGUACCAGAAUAUGGCAUCGUUGGUGAAUAGUGUACGCGGCCUGGCCUGCCGAAAUACGUCCUUGCUUCGUUGCAUACUGGCACGUUCGGUGUCCUCGGUCGUUGUUGUCCGGCGGGAUCGGUGUAAUGAGAAGUUUUUGACAGCCCCGGCCUCUGCGCUGCUCUCCCCCAUUGAGAAAAAUGGUCGAUGGCAACUAGAGAUAGUCAGAAAUUACAGUGCUAAAGAACCGCUAACACUACAGCUGAUCAAAGAGCGUGUCCUGCUGGUGCUAAAGCUGUACGACAAAGUCAAUCCCGAAAAGCUCACACUGGAAUCGCACUUCAUCAAUGACCUCGGGCUUGACUCGCUGGAUCACGUCGAGGUGAUAAUGGCCAUGGAAGACGAAUUCGGCUUUGAAAUUCCCGAUGGAGACGCAGAAAAGCUUUUCAGACCUGCCGACAUUGUUCAGUAUAUUGCUGACAAGGAAGAUAUCUAUGAAUAAGGUUUUCAUAAGCAGGGCCCAACUGUAAAAACCCAGUUUUUGUCAGAUGCUGUAGAUCCUAGUAUGAGAAUUUGAUGAUGAAUGUUUUUAACAGAUACAAUUCAUGGUCACCAACGUCGUCUGCAUGCUGCUAGCAAGAAAGGACGCUGUAUGUAAAUCUAAAAACGAGGGCAUAAUAUCUGCUCAUGGAACGUAAGAACACACCUAACAAAUUAGGUUUUCCAGUCACUCCGUGUUGCAAAAGAGCAAACAAAUAGAAUAAUACCAUAACUACAAUAAAAUGUAUCUGCUAUUUCGUCGCUCCUGUUAAAAA